UCGCCGUGUUGGAUGACAGAUACGUCUCUCAUGAACUUGACAUUUAUCGAACUGAUUAAUUGUAAAGGAUGGGAUCAUCUCCCGCCUCUUGGGCACCUAUCUUCCCUCAAUUGUCUUUACCUGUGUGGACUGCAUGCAGUAAAGCAAAUAGGUUGUUCAUUCUACGGGAGAAGCGGUGUAUGUGCCUUUCCAUCAUUAAAGCAGCUAUUCUUACUGGACAUGCCAAACUUGGAGGAGUGGAUUGGAAUAGAUGAUGAGUGCAUGUUUCCUCAACUCCAUUCUUUGGAAAUCCGUCAAUGCCCUAGCUUGAGGGGCGUGCCUGCUCUGCCUCUUGGUCUAAAUAAAUUGCAUAUUUCUGAUGUCGGAUUGACUGCUCUUCCAGUGAUAAAUCAAGAUUGCGGAAACAACAAUCAAGAACAUUUUCAAGCUCUUGAAAGCUUAAUUAUAGAACAAUGUGAGAAGCUCGAAUAUGUUCCACCAGAGUUUUUUGGAAAGUUCAAAGCCAUAAAAUUCCUGCGUAUAGAAAAUUGUCCAAAGUUGACAAAAUGUGGGAUCUCAGACAUCCAACUGCCGUCCGUACUCAUUAUGCUCACUAUUGGGUCAUGCGGCAACCUUGAGGCGCCAUUGCUGUGGUCAGCAGAUUUAAGCUCUCUUACAUGGUUGGAAUUACUCGAUUGUGCAAGCAUAGCAUCCCUUCCCCCAGCACAAGUGUGUGCACAGUGGACAUUGCUUACACAUUUAAAAAUAAAGAACUGCAAAGAAUUGUCAUCAUUUGGUGGAUUACAAGCCCUUAUAUCCCUCUGGCAUUUAGAAAUUGAAGGGUGUGACAAGCUAACUGAAGUUGCCCUGCUGCAGCCUCCAUUUCCAAACAAUGUCGGCCAAAAGAAUGAAGUGGACUGCCUUUUGAAGCUUGGUUAUCUAUCAGUUGACCACCACGCGCUCCUGCUCAUGGAGCCACUGAGAAGUCUCUCCUCCAUUAGCUGGUUGAUUAUCUCUGAUGCUUCGCAGCUCAUCACCUUACCAGAGGAAUGGCUACUGCAAAAUCACGCUGCCCUCAAAUUUUUGAGCAUAACGAAUGCAGCCUCCCUUCAGUCCCUACCCCAGAGCAUGACAGAACUAUGCUGCCUAGCGAGUUUCGGUGUAACUAAUGCUAAUCUCAUCCAGUCACUUCCAGAUCUCCCUAAUUCACUACGCACUCUCUGCAUCACCGGGUGUCACCCUGUGUUGAAGGAGCGAUGCGAAGAGAAUAUAGGCCUUGAUUGGCCCAAGAUAGCCAACAUCCCUAAUGUGAGGAUUUAUUAGCAUUU
Messenger RNA from Ananas comosus (pineapple), 1307 nucleotides. RefSeq names its product disease resistance protein RGA2-like. The transcript has 2 exons. The record is from RefSeq and is a predicted model, not a curated record. NCBI's taxonomy places the organism in Eukaryota, Viridiplantae, Streptophyta, Magnoliopsida, Poales, Bromeliaceae. Bases 13 to 1302 code for a protein of 429 amino acids.